Molecule: messenger RNA, 3967 nt
Organism: Phytophthora sojae
Lineage: Eukaryota; Oomycota; Peronosporomycetes; Peronosporales; Peronosporaceae
Exons: 1
Coding region: 2334-2933 (199 amino acids)
Source: RefSeq, a predicted model, not a curated record
AGAAUACUGUUAAAAACCUCACGUUAUCGCUAAAAGCUAUCGCAAAGAUACCGUUAUUUGACCGCGACGUUUGAGCCGUGGGGGGCAUGGCGAUCACCAUUGCGCGAAAUCCUGAGAGCGGCACAUCUUGAAAGGAAGUCGGGCUGCUAUGGAUCCGAGGCGACCAUCGGCAUCAUUCGUUUGGGAUCUUGGUGGCGCACCACAUGAAGCAAGCCACCAGCUAGAAGACGAGCGACCUACCGUGGGUUUAGCACCGCCAUACUAUCUUCAGAGCGAAGGCAGGCAUCGGGAAGCUGUCGUGGGACGUACAUUCAGUACUUCAUUCAUGCGGAGCCCUCCAAUUCGAGCCCGGCUUACGUACCAAGACGAAGAAGACCGCUACAACGGCAUGGAAGCGACCAUCGGGUUCGAUAGUAACUUGGACGAUCAAGCAUCGGUCCAAGACCAGAAUCGUGCUUCUAAGAAUCUAAAUCAAGUCCACGGGGAUUCGCGGAGCCCGUUGGUGUUUGGGGUCGUUGUUCCUAGGCGCUCGGCACGCAAGCAGCAAGCCUCCACCCAGAGUUGCGAGCAACGCAAGCGCCGGAUCGGAGACUCGAGAGCUGCAGCAACUUUCAAGAUGCCGUAUACUCUCCGGCGGAUUCCAACAAGCGAAUUGCUACACGUUCUAACAGUGCCACCCGUAGUCGCCGCACAAGUACACCAAGCGGUACCCAGCAAGAGCGCACGAAGACACCGAAUAGCGCGCAGCAAGGGCGCAAUGGAAAGCCACCCCUUACUUCUCAGCUAAAUCGCAGUUUGCAGUCGCCCAGCAGCGAUCAAAGAGGGUGCCCUCCAACCGGCAAGUCGCCGAACGCAGCUCCGAGAGGGCGUAGCGGCAAGUCACCCAACAGCGCGCAACGAGCUCGCAGUGGGAAGUCGCCAAGCACGGCGCAACGCAGAGACCGCGGCAAGACAUCAAGCUCUGUACGGCGCGGACAAGAAAGCACCCUGUCUGCUCCUUCGGCGCCGGCAACAAGUGCCGAAAUACUGCUGUUCGAAAUGCACAAAAAGCGCAAGCCCGAGCACUGGCGGUUUAUUCAGCUCGUCUGCAAAAAUGAGUAUAUCGGGAUGAAUAUCAAGGACCUACGAUCGGAGCAUGCUAGGUGUGCAUACUGCAACAAGUGCGGAGAAGAAAUUGUUUUCGAGAAGUCCAACACCGCCUAUGUCACCAGGCACAUGAAAAAGAAGCACCCGAAAGAACUCAAGAAAGCAGCCGAAGAGGAGAAAGCGCGCAAGCAAACUUUAUCCAGCCGCUGAUGCACCAAGAAGUGGGGGCACUCAGAAAACCGGUCGCUGUACUAAGUCGAUGAGACCGUUCACCAUUUCGAUGGAUAAGUACUUUCGCAAGUAUGCCCGCUACCUCAACACUUUGCAAAAGCGCAUCAAAAUCAUCAAGCCUUGGAAAGCACGUGCUGGAGUUGAAGUGGUUGCUGCCCAGCUUCGUGAUGUUCUCAAGGAGAAGAUUGCUGUCCAGUGCAUUUUUUACGCAGCAUCAGCCGACAUUUGGACGUCCAAACGUGAGCUUGGGCUCAUCUGCUUCACACUCCAUUAAUUGGAUGAGGAGUUUCGUAUGUGGAGCUGGUGCUCGAGGUACGGUACUUGCCAGGGAAGCACGAUGGAUACCGGAUUGCCGAAUCGUUGCGAGCAAUUAUGAAUGAAUGGGGGCUUCCUAUUGAAAAGUGCGUGAAGUUUCUUCGGGACGGUGCGUCAAAUGGAGUGAAGGCAUGCGAGCUGUUGAACCUCGACUCCAUGUCGUGCUUAGUUCAUUCUCUGCAUCUCAUCGUUGGGUGUGAAAUGGUCAAGAAGAAAUCGGACAAGACCUCAAAAGCGAUGAUGGCUGCUGCCAAAUCCGACGAAGACAUUGAUGCUGCCCUUGAGCAAGUUGCCUGUGAGGAAAUUGAGGCGUUUAUCGAGGAGUCGUGCGCAGCGACUCGGGCUGACUUGGAUAAGCUACGUCGCGUCGUGGAAAUAUUUCGCAAGCUUGCCGUGUUUUUCAGCCGUUCCGUAAAAGUAUUGGAUUGCUUACGAGGGCUUCAAACCAGAGUGCUUGUUCCUCAAACCGAUUGUGCCACGCGUUGGAAUAGCACGCAUGCCAUGCUACUGCGCAUGCUGGAACUUCGAACUGCUCUUGACGAUUUUUUGGACACGUCGCUAGGACGCGUGAGUUUUCAGACGCAAAAUUUAAACAACCAACAGCUGAACAUUGUCUUGUCAUCCGAUGUUUAGUUGUCUUGCUUGAACCAUUCGCUGAAGCAACCGACGGUUUAGGUGGGGAGAAGUACCCCACACUGGUUAUGGCUGUACCCGUUCUCCGCACAAUCGAAAGGAAGAUCAAAGACGAAGAAAUAUUCGAGGCGAUCACGCGUUCGGUCGGCAAUGAAGCGUUUGUUCCGCGAGUGAAGACGUUGAUGCAGUCCGUUCGGCGUACGUACGUCACGCUUUUCACGGAAAGGUUCAAGAAGAAACUACCUAUGGAGCUGUUGUGGAUUUCAGCACUGGAUCCAAGAUCGGCGGAGCUCAAGCAUCUAAACCACGAAGAGACUAAAAUGGCUAUUGCUCACCUCACAGCGGCUGUGUUUGAGAUGGGAAAUGAUAUGAGAGCCACCCAAUCCACCAGUGAAGAAGACACGAGGGUGGCGAAGGAUUCCUCGCGACCGCCAUCGGCUGCAAAAAAGAAUGUAGCUUGGCUUACAGAAGUGUUCAGCGGAGGGACGGAGCAGUAUGUGGAGGAAGCGCCCACCGUGGCGGAUGAUAAGCUGAAAGAUGAGUGCGAUUAUCAGGUUCGACAGUACCUGGGCGAUGCACAUGGAACUCGAGUGACUACUGAUGCUCUACAGUGGUGGUCAACGCGGCGAGGGAAGUACUCGAUCGUGGAGGCCCUAGCUCGGAAAUAGUUAGGAUGUAUUGCAACUUCUGUGCCAUCGGAGCGUGCGUUUUCCAAGAGAGGAAAUGUAGUUACCUCGAAGCGAUGCUCGUUGGACCCUGAGAUCAUUCGCGAUACGUUGUUCGUUAGUGAAAAUUAUGAAGAGGACGAUGACAACAUUGAUAGCAGUUCCGAAGAAGAAGACGACGACGAAGAAGAAGAAGAAAACAACAACAAUGGAGGAGGAGACGGCGGUGACGUUGAUGGGUAGUUGACCCUAGUGUAUAGCAUUGAAAUAGCUGAUGUUUCACAUUGCAAAUAUAUUUGACACUCAUGAUCGGAGUAUUGUACUGUCAGAUUGGCUUUUACUGCACCCGCUUCGCUUAGCACUCUAAUGCACGACCUCUUCCCCGUAGUUGAUCAUUGCUUGUUCAUUUAAAGCGUCUUAGCUCCCUUGCCCGCUGCAUGUUGUUACAUGUUGUUACGUGUUGUCACGUCCGCCGCCCGACGCUCUAGGACUCCCGAUGUUGGAGAAGCUGCAGUUUGCGAAGUCCAGCACCACCGCCGCAAUGAUGCCGAACUGCACGGUGGGGUGCCACAACGACUCCAAUGAUGGGGAAGCCGAGCGCUGGCUUCCUCUCGUCGUCGCUGCUGCCAAGUCUUCGUCCAGCGGCAGCAUCUGCAACUGCUCCUGCUUCUCCUUCUGGCUGUCCUCCUCGAACACCUUCGUCAUCCCAGUAAGCUCCACGUCCACCGAUUCGAGGUCAAUGGGGUGCCGUUUGGUGGGCGUCAACAAGUCCGUCUGCGCGGGCGUGAGCUUGGGCUCGACGUUGUUCUCGGGGGACUUGUUGCUUCUGGAGGACCACAAGUUCUUGAUACUGGACCUCCUCCGUCUUUAGCUGCUGCUGCUGCUGCUGCUGCUGCUUCUCCGUCGUAUUCUUUGCAGCGGCAGCGGCGUUCACGGUGGGCACGAGACUCACAUUGAUCAUGGCGAGGUACUUAGUAGCUACAUAGCGUCCGCAGCAUGCCAAUUCUGGUCACCCCCGCCCUGGUAGGACACGAGCU